Eufriesea mexicana is the source of this 351-nucleotide messenger RNA. RefSeq lists its product as uncharacterized. The record is from RefSeq and is a predicted model, not a curated record. The annotation marks the transcript as partial. The transcript has 2 exons. NCBI's taxonomy places the organism in Eukaryota, Metazoa, Arthropoda, Insecta, Hymenoptera, Apidae.
UCAACAUCAACAUCAACAUCAACAUCAACAUCAACAUCAACAUUAUCAACAUCAACAUUAUCAACAUCAAUAUCAACAUCAACAUCAACAUCAACAUCAACAUCAACAUCAACAUCAACAUCAACAUCAACAUCAACAUCAACAUCAACAUCCUCAACAUUAUCAACAUUAUCAACAUCAUCAACAUACACAUCAACAUCAACACCCACACCCACAUCACUAACAUCAUUAACAUCAACAUCCACGUCCACAUCUAAAUCCACGUCCACGUCCACAUCCAAAUCCACAUCCUCAUCCACAUCCUCAUCCUCAUCCACGUCCACGUCUACAUCCGCGUCCACAUUCACAUUU